Paramormyrops kingsleyae is the source of this 4333-nucleotide messenger RNA. It is a transcript of the gene cerkl, whose product is annotated as CERK like autophagy regulator. Gene Ontology annotation, molecular function: lipid kinase activity. Lineage: Eukaryota; Metazoa; Chordata; Actinopteri; Osteoglossiformes; Mormyridae. Gene Ontology annotation, biological process: phosphorylation; sphingolipid metabolic process. The record is from RefSeq and is a predicted model, not a curated record.
GUAAAACUAUUUCUUAUGUUACUAAUAAACCUGCAAAAACGAACAAGCAUGUUUGUGUUUAUUUGGCUAUUUAUUUACUGAAUUUGCCGUCAGUAAAACUCAAGAUAAUUCAACCCAUGGCCUAUUAGUCCGAAGGAAACAAAAAUCAAUAAAAGUAAGCACUAUGUCGUAUGUCCUGCUUAUGAAUUUAAAGGAAAUGUAUGCUUCUCUGUAUUUGGUACUGACACAGUAGGACUUAAUGACGUCCUUGAACAGAAUUCAUGGGGCUCGACUUGGCGACCCCUCGCUUGUUUCAACCUGCAUGUGCCUUUCAGGCACACUGACUCUCAGCGCUGCUUACUUUCACCUACUGCCUUGAUUGCAUCCACCGUGUAUGCUGAAGAUAGAUGCGAAUUAAGUAUCCUGAGAAUAUGCACUUGGCAUCAUUCGUUCCCCCCACGGCAGUACUUUAAAUCAUAUUUGCAUAUUCCGCUUUCCCUCGCAUAGUCCUAAAGCCACAAUAAUAGGGCAUGCUUCCCAUCAAUAAUUCAACUCUUAAAACAAGACUUUUUGUAUACUUAUUUUAUCCGUGUUAUUUUAUAUUUUUAUUUAUACUGCAAAAUGAGAAUCAAUGACACCGAAGAACGAAUACCAUUAGGAAGCGAUUCUCUGAAUGACGUAAUAAAUCAAGAAAUCAAAUGUACUUGUCAACCACUGACACCGAUUUCAAUAAUACGGAAAGGGAUUAACGUGACACAUAAACUGUUUAAAUAGGACAAUUGCGUAUAUGAGCUAAGGUAACCAGAGAGUGCAUACGCCUCUAACGUAAGUUUAUGUUUAUAAAUAGCUCAAGGACAAAAUAAACGGCUAUUCUCAACGCCAUGGAUUGCUGUAGACAGUCGAGGGGCAUCCGCAUGCCACCAUCUUUUAUGCAAAGCGAGGGAGGCACAGAUGUUACUUCUGCAGGGGAGAUUUUAAUUUAUGAAAAUUAUCUUGUUUAUGCAUGAACACUCACUGCAUAGCACAGUACUUCCAUCAGAUGGGAAAAUACCAUAGAGUCAAUGCCAAUAUCUGGAACAUAUUCUGCUGAUUUAUGCUCCUUAAAACACCCCAGAACACACAUUUUCUUCCCUGUCAAACGUAUUUUGACCCUCGCAUUAUUUAAUAACAAUUUGCAUUUUCGUACCACUAACCCAUUAGCAACUAGAUCGUCCCGAUCACAACAUACCGAACUUAUCACUUAUUCACCAUAUUCCCAGAACUUGCUCCAUGUAUCAGUUUCGAUUUUUAACCUCCGUGAAUGGCAAUUUUCGUAUUUACUUCAAUGCACUCAAUGUUCGGGUUUUGAUCUGAAACUUCAUGUGAAAAAUAUGAAGUGACUGGUGUGAAGGACAGGUGUCCCGCUGUAAACUCCACUGCAUAAAGUACAGUAUGGUCACGCUCUAACGCCUCAUUCAAGAGCUGUCCAUGGUGCUAAAAGUAUCAUCACACCGUAUGAAUGUAGGCCUGUCAAGGCACAAAUCCAUGCAGCAUCUAUUGGUACCGCAAUAACAAACAACAAUCAACAAACAAUGUUGAUAACACGUUGAGCUAUGUAGACAGUUGAGUCUAAAAAUAUCAAUACUACUCACACUGCAUUUAGGUCCCUUACAGAAUUACUUCAUAAGUUUAUCCCAUACGUACUCAGAUAUAAUCGUAAUCCCUAAAAAAGCCUGACAUUUAAACAGGAGCUUUAAACGCUCCAGAUGAUAGCGUUCAAAUCUAUCAUAUUUAUCGGAAAUUUGAUUCUCAGUUCUUUCUCUUUAUUAUUGACUAAUGUUAGAUAAUGAUAAUCAUAUAUACGCGACAAAUGAUAUUUUUCACUUUAAUUUUUAAGUAGUAAUAUAGCAUUCACCCAUACUUCACCCAUACAGAGCACAGACAAUAUUAUUUAAACACUUCAAUAUAUUUACUUUUACUAUUCGGUGUAACACAUUUAUUAUGGCGCUGGCGUUACCAUAAUCUGCCACACUUGCCGAAAACAUUUAAGCUUUGAUAUUAAAUAACGGGUCAUUAGGUGCGAGGUAAGCAGGCAGUUGCGAUGCGCGUAACCGGAACGGUCGGACGUUUUCGCGGGGACGCGCGUUGCUGUAAGACGCUCAGGGUAGGCCGAAGAGGAAGUUCCGCAGCAGAACUAUGCGGGAGCGGGGAAUGACGGGGACGCGCUGACCUGAUAAUUCAUGCGACAACACUGAUUGUCGGGAAGAAAUUUGCUUGCUACAGAUUUUUCUGAAUCAUGUUUGAGUCCCCUCGAAAAUCUACAAAUCGACAUGCGUGGUCGGAAAGCCAGGAGGAGUUACGAGAAACGCAACCGGUGUCUCCUUUGAAAACAGGCAGUCGUGGAAGGAAGAAAAAGAGAAAACAGCACAAGCAGCAUCAACAACAUCCACAACGCCAGCAACGAUCGAAUCGUUCCGUGUCCAUCCCUCGGCUGCGCACCGGGAAGCCCUCGGCACUGACCUUGGGGAAAGGCGCUGCGUUUAACGCCGAAGACGCGAUAGUAAAAGGGAUAUUUGAAAUAGAAAAAAAGAGUUGCGACGUAGUGCUGACGGCGACGAGGGUAAUAUGGACUCCGAUCGAGCCGGAGACCCCUACAGGGGAGUCAGGCUCGUGGAGGCGGGAGGAGCAUGUGGAGCUGCGGAAUGUGUUCGCCGUGAAAGUGAAACGGCGCCGCUCGGUGGGUCAGCAGUGGGGCGGCACCCUCCUGGGCCUCACGCUCUUCUGCUGCGUCAGGAAGGGGGCCAAGCUGAAGGAGCGGCCCAUGCACCUGAACAACCUCAGCGCCGACCACUGCGAGGUCUGGUUCAGGCACCUGAAGGACCUUUUGAGUGGUUUCCAAGACAGGCCCAAGUCAUUGAUGGUGUUUGUGAAUCCCACCAGCCAUCGAAAAGAGGCCUACCAGACCUACCGAGACGAGGUGGCCCCCCUGUUCAAGCUAGCAGACAUCAAGGCUGAUGUCACAGUCACCAAGAGGAGAGGCCACGCCCUCGCCAUUCUGCGGGAAGGCCAGCUGGAUGCCUACGACGGCGUGGUGUGUGUCGGGGGGGACGGCUCAGUCGCCGAGGUGGCCCACGCGCUGCUGCUCCGGGCCCAGAUGGACGCUGGGAGGGACACAGACUCCAUCUUCACGCCUGUCCGAGCAGCACUUCCUCUGGGCGUAAUACCAGCAGGCUCCACCGACAUCGUUGCCUGCUCCGUCCACGGAAUAAGCCAUCCAGUCACUGCUGCGAUGCACAUCAUCAUGGGUCAUCGGCAAGCCGUGGACGUGAGCAGCUUCAGCUCGCAGGGACGGCUCAUCCGCUUCGGCUUCUCCUGCAUGUUCGGCUUUGGAGGACGGACGCUGGCCCUGGCCGAGAAGCACCGCUGGAUGCCGCCCAGCCAGCGCCUGGAAUUUGCUGUAAUCAGAACACUGGCCAACCUUAAGCCCGAGGACUGCGAGUUGUCCUUCCUGUCUGUGAAGCAGGACCAAGAGACCACAAAGGAACCGAAGGGACAAAAGAUUCUUCUUAGCAGACGUGACUCUUCAAGGAACAUAGGCGAGCAAGAUAUUGAGGACGAUGAACCAUGGGUGACCAUACAGGGCCUCUUACUCAACAUCAGCAUCAUGGCCAUUCCUUGUUUGUGCUCCAUGGCCCCCCGAGGGCUGGCCCCCAACACCAGGCUGGACAACGGCAGCAUGUCCGUGAUCGCAGUGCGAAAUGCUUCCAGGUCAGAGUUCAUCAAGCAUCUUAAGAGAUAUGGCAACUUAAAUAAUCAGUUCGGCUUCCCCUUCGUGGAAACCCACACGGCCCGUGCUGUGAGGCUGCGUCCUCGCUCGCGGGGCGACUGGGCCGAGGAUGUCUCAGAGAAAGCGGCUGAUUUUGACUCUAAGAACAUACCCAUCAUCUCCUCCGAAGUGUCCUACCCCUGGAACAUCGAUGGAGACCUGCUGGAGGUUCCUGGCGAGCUCCUCAUCAGGGUGCAUCCCCAGCUCAUCCUGCUCUUCGGGGUGAACACGGAGGAGGUCGACGACGGCCCAGCUAAGUGCGGCUGCAUCUAAACGUGACCCAGGUCCUCUUCAGGGUUUCACACCUAACAUACUGUACUUUGAGGUAAAAAAAAAUUCACAGGAAAUGACACAAUUCAGUGUAAAUCACAAAACACUUUCUUUAUAUAGAUGAUUUUUUUCUGUAUGGAAUCCAAAUUACAGUCUGUUUUGUACAUUCCAGUGUAGAAUAUUUAAAUUAAACCAAAGCAAUUAUGAUAACAAGAAAAUGCUAGUUGUUUUUUUUACAUAUAGGUCAGACUUUAAAUAUAUAUUUAAUGCCUUUCUUAG